Asparagus officinalis (garden asparagus) is the source of this 2501-nucleotide messenger RNA. RefSeq lists its product as uncharacterized. The record is from RefSeq and is a predicted model, not a curated record. The transcript is spliced from 10 exons. The coding region runs from base 182 to 2179 and encodes 665 amino acids. Lineage: Eukaryota; Viridiplantae; Streptophyta; Magnoliopsida; Asparagales; Asparagaceae.
GGCAAAAUUCCCUCAUCGUUCUUCUUCCUCCUUCUCGUUCCCGCUCCUGUCUCCUGUCUCAAUUUAUACCCUCAGAUCACGGAGAUUUUGCAUUUUAGUCCUCUACUUCCUACCAUUUCUCUCUCUUGUUUUUUUCCCCUAAACCGCCAUCCAAUUUUGGGAUUUUGAUUGGAGAUUCGGGAUGAAAUCGCCAUUGAGGAAGCUUAGGGGGUUGGCCUCCAAUCACAAGAGCGAUUCCAAGGACAAGAAGGAUCACCGUCACCAUGAUCGGCAGCCGGCAAUGCGCGAUGAGCUCGUCCACGCCACGCAGGACAUGCUAGAUAUGAAAAGAUGUUAUGAUAGCUUACUUUCUGCUGCAGCUGCCACAACAAAUAGUGCAUAUGAGCUGUCAGAAGCGCUGGAAGAAAUGGGAACAUGCUUGCUUAAAAAAACUGCAUUGAAUGAAGAUGAAGACAGUGGUAGGGUUCUCCUGAUGCUGGGUAAAGUACAAUUUGAACUUCAGAAACUCAUGGAUAGCUACGUAAGACCUAAAAUAUGUAUGGAGAAAAUUCAUCAUUUUUACCAUUCUGAUGUUGUAUUUGCUUCUUGUCAGCGUAUGCAUAUAGUUCAGACAAUCACAACUCCAUCAGAGUCUCUUCUCAAGGAGCUUCAGACUGUCGAGGAGAUGAAGCAACAAUGUGAUGUUAAAAGAGAUUUAUACAAAAUCAUGUUAGAGAGACAUAGAGAAAAAGGGAGGAAAAAACAUGUGAAAGGUGAAUCAGUCUCAUCAAAGCAGUUGCAAGAUGCACGAGAAGAUUAUGAAGAGGAAGCAAACUUAUUCAUCUUCCGCUUGAAAUCAUUGAAACAAGGUCAAUCCAGAAGUAUUCUUACACAGGCAGCAAGGCACCAUGCUGCACAGUUGAACUUUUUCAGGAAAGGAUUCAAGUAUCUAGAAGUUGUUGAACCACAAGUCAAAGCAGUUGCUUCACAGGAGCAUAUUGAUUAUCAGUUCAAUGGGCUUGAAGAUGAUGAUACAGAAGAAUAUGAUGAUUAUGAUGACGAUGAUGAUGAUUACUAUAGUUAUGACAGCAAUGAUAAGGCGGAACUGAGUCUUGACUAUAGACAAGAUGACAAAGAUCAAGAUGCACUAUCUUCAUCUACGAGCUCAAUGGAGUUAAAUCAAGUAGAGGAGCCAGUGAUUCGAGCAUCAAAAACAGAACCUGCAAAGCUAAUGCAGGAAAAUGUAGACAGAAAUGAGGCAGAAGUUCCCAAAUUUUAUAAAAGACCUAGUCCUAGAAGCCACUCAGCACCCAUUUUCCCUGAUAAAGUGUUCGAUCCAAAAGAAAGGAUAAAACAAUUGCGACCUUCAUCAACAAGGAAGUUUCAUACUUAUGCUCUACCCACACCAGUAGAUGUGAAGCACUCAGUUUCCAUAGGCUCUGUUGGAAAACCCUCCCAGUUAUGGCAUUCAUCUCCCUUGGAGCCAUACAAAUUCAUUCAAAAUUCCAGAGAUGAUGUAAUGCCAAGCCUCGCCAAAUUCCCAAAAGCACAUACAGUGAAACCAAAAGAAAGUAAUAUCAACAGUAGUCCUAUCAGGAUGCCUCCUCCUUUGAGUGAGGAACUGGCAAGACCUCAUUUCAGUCCACAGACAGGUUCUAAUGUUAAAAAAGUCAGACAGUAUGCUUACUCCGGUCCAUUGACAAGUGGCCAUUGGUCAAACAAGCCCGAUGAUAGAGAUGUCAUGCUGCCAUGUGUGCGAACUCCUCAGCCAUCUCUCUCUCCAACAGCAACUUGUAAUAUCUCACCUCCACCGAUGAUUAGUGAACUUCACGAGCUUCCAAGACCGCCAAUUGGUUUGGUGAGAUCUACUAGGCCUGCAAGUUUAAUUGGUCAUUCAGCGCCUUUGGUUUAUCAAGGACAAGAUCCAAACAAGAGGACAGGCCAAACAUCACCAUUUGCGUCUUGUACAGCAUCUCCCCUACCAACACCACCUGCGGCUGUGCGCCGAAGUUUUUCAAUACCCUCACGAAGAAUGCCAUUGUCACAGGUUGCUCAAUUUUUGGAGGAUACUAGUAAUAAGGACUUGAUUGAAGAUUUUGCUCCGCGUCAUCUGCCACCUAUAUGUCUAAAGAACAUCUAUCCAGCAUCACGAGCUUCAGAGUCAGUUACUCGAGCGACAAAAGAAAAAGAGUACAUGUGAUCAACAGGCACUUGGUGCCUCUGGUGUAUAUAGUAGUCUGUGGAUUCUCAGAUCGAUUUUGCCACACUUCUCUAGUCUUUGUGAUGAGACCUAGUGUUGAUUAUUCUCUUCAGUCAUAGGAUCCAUUAAGGUUUUGUUUUAUUUACUGCAAUAAGCAGUAUAUUCUUAUUGUUAUUUUAGUUUCUUAGAAUUAAGUGUAUAAGUGAUGAAAAACAACUGCAAGGAGCUAUGCACGAUUUUUUUUUAUAGUGCAUUUGUAACAUAUCAUAGUUGCUUUUUUGAAGUCGACAGAAAUGCCCUUAUAUAUUCUUAUUUUUCUAGA